Molecule: messenger RNA, 2166 nt
Organism: Cajanus cajan (pigeon pea)
Lineage: Eukaryota; Viridiplantae; Streptophyta; Magnoliopsida; Fabales; Fabaceae
Product: Pentatricopeptide repeat (PPR) superfamily protein
Molecular function (GO): protein binding
Source: RefSeq, a predicted model, not a curated record
AAACAUCUAUUUAGCUGUCACUCGUCUCACUAUUUCAGAAACCAAGUCUUCAAUUUCACCUGGAUCAUAGAAACAGGGCUUGGGCCUGUUUAUUCCAAAAAUCCCCAACGUUAAACCCUCGGAAGAAUUCAAAACAAAACAAAACUCGUCCCAACCAACUAGAAAGAAAGGGCUACUUCCUUGAGCUCCGCUCCGCAUCCAACUAAACGAUCAUGUUCACCAUUGCUCUAACUGUCGCAGUCUGUUCCUCAAUCGGUUCGAUUUAAUCUGGUGCGACGCAAAUCCAAUGCUGCGUAUCUGCGCAAAACUCCUGGGCGCGCCCUGGACUCGAAGCCUAACGAGCGCGGGCACGCCUCGAGACGAGUACUUCGCCGCAAUCCACCACGUGUCGAACAUCGUGCGGCGCGACUUCUACAUGGAGCGCACCCUGAACAAGCUCCGCAUCAGCGUGACCCCGGAGCUGGUGUUCCGCGUCCUCCGCGCCUGCUCCAAUUCCCCCACCGAGUCCCUCCGCUUCUUCAACUGGGCCCGCACCCACCCCUCCUACGCCCCCACCUCCCUCGAGUUCGAACAAAUCAUCUCCACCCUCGCCCGCGCCAACAAGUACCAGUCCAUGUGGUCCCUCGUCCACCACCACCACCGCCUCUCCCUCUCCCUCUCACUCUCCCCCGCCGCCCUCGCCUCCGUCAUCCACGCCUACGGCCACCACCGCCACGUCGACCACGCCGUCGCGGUCUUCAACAAGGCCUCCCUCUUCCGCUGCCCCCAGACCCUCCCUCUCUACAACGCCCUCCUCUCCGCCCUCUGCCACAACAGCCUCUUCCACGCCGCCUACGCCCUCGUCCGCCGCAUGCUCCGCAAGGGCGUGGCCCCCGACAAGACCACCUACGCCCUCCUCGUCAACGCCUGGUGCUCCUGCGGCAAGUUGCGCGAGGCCAAGCUCUUCCUCACUGAAAUGAGCGACAGAGGCUUCAACCCCCCCGUCAGAGGCCGCGACCUUCUCGUUGAGGGGCUGCUCAACGCAGGCUACGUCGAAUCCGCCAAGGGGAUGGUCAGGAACAUGAUCAAGCAAGGCCUGCUUCCCGAUGUUGCUACUUUCAACGCUGUCGUGGAGACUCUCUGCAAGUCCGCGGAAGAGGUUGAGUUUUGCGUUCAGCUUUAUCACGAGGUUUGCGCUUUGGGGAUGGUUCCUGAUGUUAACACUUACAAGAUCCUUAUUCCUGCUGUUUCCAAGGGUGGGAUGGUGGAUGAGGCUUUUAGGCUGUUGAAUAAUUUUACUGAGGAUGGUCACAGACCGUUUCCUAGCUUGUAUGCGCCUGUUAUCAAGGCUUUGUGUAGGAGGGGGCAGUUUGAUGAUGCGUUUUGCUUCUUUGGGGAUAUGAAGGCCAAGGCGCAUCCUCCUAACAGACCUCUCUAUACCAUGCUUAUUACCAUGUGUGGUCGUGCUGGCAAGUUUGUUGAGGCUGCUAAUUAUAUAUUUGAAAUGACGGAGAUGGGCUUGGUUCCCAUUUCACGAUGUUUUGACAUGGUUACUGAUGGAUUGAAGAAUUCUGGCAAACAUGAUUUGGCUAAGAGAGUGCAAGAACUCGAAGUUUCUAUCCGUGGUGUUUGAUGCCUCGUGUAUUAAUGUAUUAUUCUCAUACACAGCCAGUCACAACCUCACAAGUCUUCUGCAUAAUUGAAUAUAGGUCCUAAAGCCUUAUUCUUCUAUCUCUUUUCCUAUAUUUUAUUCCCUCUAUCUCAUAGGGUUAGUUAGCAGUUAUGUUAGAAAGAAGGGGAUAAAAGUGCUGGGAAUCCCUAGGAUACAUUCCAAGAUAUCUUGAACAAGCUGGGACAAAAUUCUUGAGAAUUAGCGAAAUUCCUCCAGGAAAAACAAGCCACCAGUAGUAGAGAGAAAGUGUUGUCACGAGACCUGCGAUGGAAGAGAAGAGAAGCUUCAGCAGGCCAGGUGACCCACUUCCACCACCAAAACCACCGAAUGUUAUUCGAGUUGCAACGGCCUAAGAUAUUCCUGAAUCAUGUGCCUACUCAAUUAUAGUCAAAAUCUAAUUUUUAAAAACAGCCUUGAGUCAAAAUCAAGUUUGUGCAAGUUUGGUAGGGAAUAGAGGACCAUGUUUUUACUGUAAUUGUUGUACUUCCUCUGAUUUAUUGACAUUCUUUCAGCAA